This is a messenger RNA of Aplosporella prunicola CBS 121167, 663 nucleotides long. RefSeq lists its product as uncharacterized. Lineage: Eukaryota; Fungi; Ascomycota; Dothideomycetes; Botryosphaeriales; Aplosporellaceae. The record is from RefSeq and is a predicted model, not a curated record. The coding region runs from base 1 to 663 and encodes 220 amino acids. Gene Ontology annotation, cellular component: mediator complex. Gene Ontology annotation, molecular function: transcription coregulator activity. The transcript is spliced from 2 exons. Gene Ontology annotation, biological process: regulation of transcription by RNA polymerase II.
AUGGCUGUCACCGGCAUCUACCUCGUCCAAGGCCAGGGCGCGCCCUCGCUGCCCGUCCUCAGCGACCGCCUGGCCCGCGCCUUCGACCCUCUCCCCGCCGGCCCCUGGGUCCUCCAGCACCGCCUGUUCCGCGCGAACCCCGCGCCCGCGUCCGCCCUGGACACGGCGCCGCCGCGCCUCCAGCACCUCGUGGCCCUGUCGCACCACGCCGGCCGCGCCUUUGCCCUCGUCGACUGCGACGACGAUGCCACCGUCGCCAUGCCCCUCCACCACAUGGAGCCAUAUGCCCAGCUGCUGUCCGCAAAGUUCGGCGCCCUCUGGCACUACCGCACCGGCAACCACGUCACCAAUGGCGCUGCCUACGCCGUCGAUGGCUGCGUUGUGCGCGUCGGAGAGCUGCGCGAGAGGGGCGGCCAGCAGGCUUUUCGCGGCCUCAUCGUUUCCAUACAGACCGUGAAGCAGGAGUCCGGCGAAGGCGUCGAGGGGUCCGAGAGCGUAAAGAAGGACGAAAAAGAGCCUCAGGAGCUCAUCCGCGAGCUCUGGCAGAAGCUGGACGUGCGGGACGCCAAACAGUUCAUGGUAUCCAUCGAUACGGACGAUGUGGAUGCCGCGGCCGCGCAGGAAGCCAAACUGUGGUGCGACGUACUCCGCCAGGCAAAAUAA